Molecule: messenger RNA, 1900 nt
Organism: Rhinichthys klamathensis goyatoka
Lineage: Eukaryota; Metazoa; Chordata; Actinopteri; Cypriniformes; Leuciscidae
Gene: timm50
Product: translocase of inner mitochondrial membrane 50 homolog (S. cerevisiae)
Exons: 11
Coding region: 30-1190 (386 amino acids)
Molecular function (GO): phosphoprotein phosphatase activity
Source: RefSeq, a predicted model, not a curated record
CUCCGGGUACUAGCUGCAUCAUAUUCAAGAUGUCUGCGGUGUCUAUGUAUCCCAUGUGUGUCCGGGCGAGCCGGGGCCUCCUCCGAUUGAGGCAGGGGGCCAACGGAUCCAUAACCCCUGCGGUGCUGGAUGUUGUCCGGUCAUUCUCUGCUGACACAUCUAGUAGUAGUGCCACAGGUGGACUGGCCCAGGCAAUACUGCAAGAAAGGCUUCAGCAGCAGAAAAGCCAGGACCAGCCUCCUCCAGAGGGUGAUGACUCCGCUCACAAGAAAGAUGAACAGGGUGAGGACAAGAAACAGAAAGAGAACACGGCAUACGCUAAGAAGAUGGUCCUUCGGUUAGCAGGAAUUAUGGGACUUGGAGGCACAGUUGGAAUCAUAUACAUAUUCGGUAGCAAUUCUGUGGAUGAACAAGGAAAUAAGAUUCCAGAUGAGUUUGAUAACGAUGUUACCGUCAUCCAGCAGCUCAGAAGAACCUUCAAAUAUUUCAAAGAUUACCGACAGAUGAUCAUCGAGCCCACAAGCCCAAAGCUUCUUCCAGACCCACUGCGAGAACCCUAUUACCAGCCUCCAUACACUCUAGUGCUGGAGCUCACCGAUGUCCUCCUCCAUCCAGAGUGGUCGUUGGCCACAGGCUGGCGUUUUAAGAAGAGGCCUGGCAUAGACUAUCUGUUCCAGCAACUGGCCCCGCUCUACGAGAUAGUCAUCUUCACAUCAGAGACGGGCAUGACGGCGUACCCCUUGAUUGACAGUAUAGAUCCUCAAGGAUUCGUGAUGUACCGGCUCUUUCGGGAUGCCACACGCUACAUGGAGGGCCACCAUGUUAAGGACGUGUCUUGUUUGAACAGAGAUACCUCCAAAGUCAUUGUGGUGGACUGUAAGCGAGAGGCCUUUGGUCUACAGCCUUUCAACGGUUUGGCGCUGUGCAAGUGGGACGGCAACUCAGAGGAUCGCACGCUCUAUGACUUGGCUGCCUUCCUUAAAACUAUUGCCAUCAGCGGAGUGGAUGAUGUGCGUUCAGUAUUAGAGAACUACGCCCAUGAGGAAGACCCCAUUGAAGCUUUCAAAAGAAGGCAAGCACAGCUUGCACAGGAAGAAGAACAGAGACUUUCGGAGCUUGCGCAACAGAAGAAACAGGGGAUUUCAUUAGGUUCCAUCGCAGGUCGUUUCUGGUCUCGGAAGCAGCAGUGAGGACACGUCCUGCUCACACCCACCUUAAACGGUCCCACCUCGACUGUGACCAGCCAUUGAGAUGAAGGUCAUAGGCAAACAGGUGGACGGUGUAUGUGGGCGGGAGGGGAUAAUGGGAGCAGAAGGGCAUGUGUGGAAAGAACAUCCAAUCGGCUACACUGGAGGGAUGCUACCUUGUUACAGGGGUUGGGAUAGGAGCGAGCGACUCCAAAAGACGUUUCAUUCCUGUGGAAGAUAGCACUUCCUGGACAGCAGACACAGAUAUGGUGCCCUCAUUUAUGAUCUCACUCAUUAGAAAUUGUUUCAGGGUUGUUGGACUUGUUCUUGUCCACUUCUAUGGCUCCCUUAUCUCUGCAAGAGCAAAGAACUGCAUAGCACCACAUGAACUGAAGAACUGAUCUCGUUUCCAUCAUGUAGGCCCCAUUUCAAACCCAUAACUGAUGCUGUAGGCAAUAGCCUGAUAUUAGACUCCCAUAAGUUCUGAUCAUCACACGGCACAUGAAGCAAAACCUUGGAUUUGUGUUCAUGCUGCCAGCAAGACUGUCUUUGUCAUGGUGAUUCUGUUGCAGUGUGUUGAGGAGAACCUCUCAAAUAAAGCCAGCUCAAUCUGGUGCUAUUUCAGAAAUGCCCCAUCAUGUCUAAGGAUGUGCUUUGUAUUGCUUAUGUUGUGAAACACCCAGAAUAUCUCUAAUAAACAAACCAUAACUUAA